This is a messenger RNA of Procambarus clarkii (red swamp crayfish), 7111 nucleotides long. It is a transcript of the gene Vps4, whose product is annotated as vacuolar protein sorting 4. Gene Ontology annotation, molecular function: ATP binding; ATP hydrolysis activity. NCBI's taxonomy places the organism in Eukaryota, Metazoa, Arthropoda, Malacostraca, Decapoda, Cambaridae. Gene Ontology annotation, biological process: vacuole organization; endosomal transport. The record is from RefSeq and is a predicted model, not a curated record.
GUUGUUUUUUCACGCUUUAGAAGGGAAAUACAUUUUUUAGUCGUAUUCUUUAUUUCCAAAACGAGUGAUUCAGGUUACGGCUAGACACGGCGAAGGCUAUUGCAAUGGCCUCUACGUCUGCACUCCAGAAAGCAAUUGACUUAGUCACAAAGGCUACAGAAGAAGACAAAAGCAAGAACUAUGCAGAGGCGCUACGACUAUAUGAAUCCGCUGUUGAGUAUUUCCUUCAUGCUAUGAAGUAUGAAGUUCCUAAUGAGCGAGCAAGAGACAGCAUUCGAGGCAAGUGUAAACAGUAUCUGGACCGAGCAGAGAAACUCAAAGAUUAUAUUGGCAAAAAUAAGGAUAAAAAAAAACCUGUGAAGACUGGAGAAGGAAAUUCAGGGAAAAGGAGCAGCAAAGAUUCAGACUCGGAUGAAGAUUCAGACCCAGCAAGAAAAAAAAUGGAGACCAAGCUGGAAGGGGCAAUUGUGGCCGAGAAACCCAAUGUCAGCUGGAAUGAUGUGGCUGGGCUUGAGGGAGCCAAGGCAGCCCUCAAAGAAGCUGUCAUUCUACCCAUCAAAUUUCCCCAAAUGUUCACUGGCAAAAGAACUGCAUGGAGGGGAAUUUUGCUCUUUGGGCCCCCAGGAACUGGUAAAACUUACUUAGCAAAAGCUGUUGCCACUGAAGCAAACAAUUCCACAUUCUUCAGCGUAUCAUCUGCAGAUCUGGUGUCAAAAUGGCUUGGUGAAUCAGAACAGCAUGUCAAAACAUUAUUUGAGAUGGCUCGGGAACACAGGCCUUCAAUUAUCUUCAUUGAUGAGGUUGAUUCACUUUGUGCUUCAAGAUCAGAACAGGAAUCAGAGUCAGCCCGGAGAAUUAAGACAGAAUUUCUCGUUCAAAUGCAAGGUGUGGGCAACCAAAAUGAUGGUGUAUUAGUUCUGGGGGCCACAAACAUCCCAUGGGUCUUAGAUUCAGCUAUCAGGAGAAGGUUUGAAAAGAGAAUUUACAUUCCACUACCAGAAGAAAAUGCUCGCACCAGCAUGUUUAAGCUGAAUUUAGGUGACACGCCACACGAUCUAACGGAAAGUGAUUUCCGUGUGCUUGGGUCUAAAACUGAAGGGUACUCUGGGGCAGAUAUCAGUGUUGUGGUGCGGGAUGCUCUGAUGCAGCCUGUUCGAAAGGUUCAAACUGCCACGCAUUUCAAGUACCAACGUGGCCGUUCACGUGACGAUCCAAAUGUCUUCAUAGAUGACUUGCUUUGUCCAUGUUCUCCUGGCGAGCCAGGAGCUAUUGAAAUGACAUGGGAGCAGGUACCUGGUGACAAGCUAUUGGAACCAAUUGUCUCAAUGAGAGAUAUGAUGCGCUCUCUGGCGGACUCAAAGCCAUCAGUUAAUAACGAGGACUUGGAAAAACUACGUAAAUUUACCGAAGAUUUUGGCCAAGAGGGGUAAAAAUGUUCACUGGAAAAUUUCCUUUUAUCUAUAUUUUGCAUACUGUAUAAACAUAGUCCAUUGUUAUUAUGUAAAGAGAAAACUAUGUAUUCAAAAAAUAUUCUAGCAGAUUGGAAAGAGUCAGCUGUGUAUUACUUCGUAAGCUGCAUCAUAAGUAUUGUAUUUAUUUUAAUUAGUUACAUUUAAUGAUUUAAAUAUCAUUAAUAAAAGCAUACAGUGAAAGGAUCUAUUGUUAUUUAAGAGCCAGCCAUGAAUAAUGAUACUAUUUUAAAAGAGUUACUAAACCAGUGAACGUCCUAUAGACUGUUAGGUGUGUUUAGUACAGGAGUGUUAUGAAAGGUGGUCCUUGUUUAGAGAAAGCUGUGCUUGAUGUAAGGAUGUUUACUGGUUCUUUUGUACCUUUAAAUUUCUCUUAAAUCGUAAAAUUCAAUAAAAGGAUCAUGUAAAAAUAAUUUCAUUAUUCUUUCUCAUACUGUGUGUCUUUUAAAUCAGAAUUUUAUUUUCUGCAUUCCUUAGCAGUUCAUUGGAAUUUAGGUUUUGCAAUAAUGUUUAAAUUAUUCAUCUUUAUUGGUUGAAUGCGAGUAUGUACAAGCAAUAUCUAUGUGACUAAUAAAUAACUUGAAGAAUGUGUAUAAGGCCACUGUUCAUUUAGAGCACCUUCACUUUUAAAGCAUUUAUUAUUUUCUGUGCUUAUUGUGUGUUUUGUAUAUAAUAAAAAUUAGGUUUGAGCUGCAGCACACAGCAGAUCUGUUAUUGGCUUACCUUGCUUUAAUAAAGUUUAGCGUGUUAAAAUUUCUUUGUUUGCAGUGAAGAUAAAACUGUAUAAUAUUAUUUACAGUGAAUAUAUAUAAAUUGUGCCUCAUACCAUCAUAGGAACUAUAUAGAAUAAUUAAUUUAAUUGCAUGUUAUGUGUGAAUGGAGAGACGAUGUUGACUGCUUUUGGUGUUGUGCCCAGUUUCUGCUGUUUAUUGGAACCAAAAAGUGAUACACUGGAUACAGGUGGGUAAAAAGACACUUGCAUAUUUCCUUAAUCUGGUUCAGUAUAUUGUUUUUCCAAGUACAUUAUGGUAUAUUAACUUUUUCUCCUUAACAUUUAGGUUCUUGUAGUUCAUACUUGACAGUCUUCAGUAGUAAUAUUAUGUAAUUCUUGCUCUUUGUUUUGUAAAGCUCUUGUCUUGUCUUCUUUUGGUGAGCAAGUAGAUGUGGCUUGAGUGGUCUCUCUGUUUAGAUCUAAGUGUAGUAUAUAUAAUAAAUAAACAUAAACAUAUAACCUCCAUCAUCUAGUGCUUCAGUCAUUCCUCUUACUCGAGGUGUUUCUCACUUAUCACAGGUUCUGUACUGUGUGUAUAUACUGCAGGCCAUCUUUGACACUUCUCAGUUUAAAGAUCUAUUUCUCAUAAAGAUUGAGGGAUCAAAAUGUGAGUCUCCACUAGCCUAGCCCCAUUUCCUCAGCUAGCAUUCCAAUCAUUUGUUACUAAAUAAGCCCAGUUUCUGUAGCUUGUAUUGCAAGCAGUUGUCACUAAAUAAUCCAUUUCCAUAGCUUAUAUUGCAAACAAUUGUCACCAGAUGAGCCUCAUUUCCUUAGCUUGUAUUGCAAGCAACUGCCACCAGACAUGCCAUUUCUAAGGCUUGUAUGUAGAGAAAAUGACAUCCUAAAAAUAUAUGAAGCAUUUUUGUUUAAACUAUUUUUUCCCAAAGUAGAAGUAAUUACUGUAUUGUAUUUCACUGUAACACUAUGAUGGUGUGGUUAUAACAUACUUUAUAAGUCAAAUUAAUAUAUGGCAAUAAUUUAGUUAAAUGUAAAUAUGAGGCUAAAUUUUAUAGCAAACUUUAAGGCAUUCUGGACUGUUGUAGAGUAUUUAAGAAGAAAUGGGUAAUAAGCAAAGUUUAUCCAAAACAUUGCAAAAAUACUCUAUCACAUUAUCUUUGUUUAUAUACACACACUUGGCUCCUUUUGAUAUUUGUCUCAUAAAUGAUUUUGAAGUAUAGAGUACAGUAUAUGAAUACUGUAUUGUGGUUGGUAUAGGAAAGCUUGAUUAGUCGACAGACACGUCUUUUUUUUGUUUUGGGGGCUAAUGCACCCUAUCUAUUAGGAACCAUUAGGUUUGGCAGAGUGCAGGCAGCUGACUUCAUCAUUUCUUCCCAUUUUUUCUUCUUUAAUAUUGUUUUGCUAAUUUUUACAAAGUAACACUUGCAACUGAUGCCCUCAGGAUAGUGAAUUUUCAGUAACCACCAAGUAAUCAACCAAUUAUUAUUAUUAUUUUUUUUUUUUUAGUAUUUUCCUGCUCUUGUAACUUGUGGCAACUACUGUAUAUCUAGAGAGCAGAUAAUAACCAUUUUUUUAAUUACAUUUUCUUGAACUUAACCAGAGAAGUUUUUCAGUAUUUAUCAGUUGGUUUAUUUAAUUUGAGGGUCAUAACUUAGCCUUUAUAUAUAAUGUUUGAAUUUCUACUAAUGUUCCUGAUUUUCCACCACAUUAAAUUUCAUAAGAAUAUGUAAAAAAAAAAACUUUUAUUAACAAGAUAAAAGUGUAAUUUUUAUGAUGUAGAACAUCAGAGAAAGCUUUAAAGUUUUGUAUAUGGCUGGGCUUUUUUUUAGUAUAGUUGGUAUAGUAUCCUCAUUAAAUACGUUUGAGUUGUGGGUAUACUGUAGUUCAAUUUAGUGGCAAAGUUACAUCAUUUAUAGUAAUUGAAAGAAAGUUUUAGCACGUAAUGGUUUUUCAUUGUCGAGUUUAAAAUUAUCUUACACUAGUUACCAAUGGUGAUGUGUGAGCAAGUGGUAUGUGAGCUAUCUCCAGCUAUAGCAAUGAUCUACUAUUAUGAUUAGACAGUAAUGAGAUUAAAUACACUUUUGGUUGCCAUCUUGGGAGAUAUCUUACCAUAAAGCCACACAGCCAUUCAUGUUUUUUUCAACUCUGCUUUUCUAUGGAAUUACAAACCAAUUUCUUAAAAAUCUCUGAUCUAUAUACACAUACAUACACUACACAUGCACAGGCAUACUUGGGCAAGUUUAGUACACACACACACACAUGCAUAAAUACAUAGACAUACUAGUAUAAGUGAGUACACACAUGCCUUGCACACACACUCGCACAUAUGUGGUAUGAACUAUUGCCAAAGGUGGUGAAACACACACUAUUCACAGUUUGAAGAACAAGUAAGAGUACAGUACCAGUACUGGCACUUCACCAGAUAUAGGCACCAGGAAAAAUAGCUAUAAGGCGGGGACUUUACACCUUGUGCUUGUUCCCUUUAGAUACUGUACAACUAGGUACACCAUCCAAGUACAGUAUGCAUUUGCAUAUUUGUUUGUGUGUAUACUUAAAUGGUAUACUAAGAUACGUGUGUGUAUGCACAUGCGUACUUAACAUACAUUAUUUAGUAUUUCAUACUACGAUGAAAUUGAGGAAAUGUUAACCAAAAAUUUAUUGAUAUAAUGUCUUUUUACAAAAGUAAAAUACAAAAAUUAUUACCGUCCUCUGUGUAUUGUACAAGUUCAUUAGUCUGUUGAUAAUUGAUCCCAAUAUUGUUAAAAUACACAAAUUUUUUAAUUUAUUAUUUUUAAAGGUACAACAGAAGAAACUGGUGAACUGGUACAUGUCUUUCUUACAUUAUUAUAUUGAUUUUAUAUGUAUAGGCAUAGAAACUUAGAAAGCUUAAUUUUAUUCAUAUUUUGAUAUUAAUCAAAACAUGAGUUCAAAACAAAAUCAAAUCAUGUUAUUAAUGCAGUAUUUUCUCUGUUGUGUGGUACAGUAGUAUUAUACCAUGCCACAUGUAUUUAAUAGCCACAUAGGUGUUGCAGUAUGAUCGGUUUUUGUUCAUGAUUGUUGAGGUUUGUGCAUCGUCAAAUGCAAAUUAGUCGGGACUAAUAGUGUGUGUGGCAGGUUGAGGUGCCAGAUAUGAAGCUGAUUUUAUGUUGCAUAAUCAAAGAUUAUACCAUAAUCAGAUCCUUUAUUUAGACAUUUUUUUUUUUUUUAUUAAGGCUCCAUUCUGCUGCAAAUUGGCAAAGUUAACUGCAAAUCUUCAAAUGUUAAGGUUUAGUCAUUUACAGUUGGUAAGCUUAAAAUGAAUGAGAAUAUUGGUCAGUUUUGUGCACUCAAAUUUAUUACAAAAAUUGACAUCAAAUAAGUUAAUUAUAUAGAUAAAUGACAUUUAGCUCUUGCAUGACAGUGCUUAACCCCCGUGUGUGUGACACUUUAUUAAUCGCAAUUCAUUUUCAUUUCUAAUGAUGUCAUGGAGUGGAUUUUACACACAAGUGAUGAUAUUGCACUGCAUGUUGUACCAAGGCUUUUUCAUGGGUUGUGGUGAUAUUGUAUUUUUUUUUAAAUGCAAAACUAGAUUAAAGAGAAAGAUGUAGAGGUUGUCAGAUACAUGCCUGGUAUUGCAUAUUAUACAGCAUCACUAUAUAGUUUAUACAGUGAAUGCUGUUUAAACUAUACAGUUUAUAGUGUUAAGGAUUGACUCAAUAUUCUAAAUGGAUGCAGCUUCUUGGUCCAAUUCACUUAAAAGAUCUACUUACAUAUGAAGCAAUUAUAAUAAGUAUCAAUAUCAAGACAAAGUUUCCCAUGUUGCUGUGGUCGAAAAUAGUCAAAGAACAAUAGUAGAUUUAUAUGAUAUAAAUUUGUCUGUAUUCGAAUGUUAACAUUGUAAUUUGUAUGCUACCCACACACCCCAACUCUCCUAACCUUGGCCCAACUAUGCUUCAUGCAUUUUUCAUCCUCAUUAUCAUCACUGUUCAUGUUAAUAAUAAAUGAUUAUGUAAUAAAAUAUAUAUAUCUAUAUUUAUGUAUUAAGUUCCUGCUUUGGUAUUAAUGUGUGGAGUAUUUUCUUGAAGCAUAUCUCUGGGAUUUUAACUAUUCUAUGACCUCCAAACUAUCGUAUAAAUGAUUUGCAAUACAGGUACUGUACAUCAUUUGGUCGUAGAUCAGGUAGCAAUUUCUUUUUCAACAUUUGUAACCCUGACUAUUAUUUUAACGCUUAGACAGCGGCUGUAGAGAAAUGACCAUACCUAUUUUAUCUUCAAUCAUUUAACAUUGUUUUAUCACUUUUUUCUUUAUUUAAAUCCACAGAGCUUUUAUAUCCAUAUUUGAAUCAUACAUGAAAACCCAGACAAUAAUUGUUUAAAUUAUCAUAUGAUGACCACAUUUCCCUAGUAAUAUUCAUGACGAUAACCGCAUUUGUACCAUGAAAUAGUAGCAGGAUAUUUUCGUGGAUCAAGGUAAACUCCAUUACAUCCACCAUUGACCUAUUAUAUCCACAUUUGCAUUAUACAUGUAAAACCCAGACGAUAAUUUUGUUUAAAUCUUCAUGACUACAUUACCCUGCGAGUCAAUAGUUGACGGUAACCGCUGUCUAAGCGUUAAAUAGUUUAGUCUCGUGCUCAAGCAUGCCCAAAAUGAACAUAGUAUUUUUUUCAGACUAUAUGUCAUGGUGAUUUUUGUGUUCUCAUUAGCUGCUGCUUUUUGCACACUAGAUACUUUCUUCACACCAAGUGAUAUCUGGCCUGUAAAAAAAAUAAAAUAAAAGGGGGGGUUUAAGUAGCAUUUUCUUUAGGUGUCUUUAUUAUAAUUGUCAUAAAAAUUAACACAUGCUCUAAAAUACAAAAUUUGUUAUUACCGAGGGAAGAAGACUGCCAUUUUAAAAUCUGAAGAAUUCCAAGAACAAAUAUAUUUCCCAAACACC